AUGGCUGAGUGCGCCACCUAUGGGACGGUAGCGGUACUGCAGAUCAACAAUCCGCCAUUAAACGUCCUGGGUCAUGACGUCAGGAGUCAGCUGAUGUCCGGCCUACAGCAAGCCUUGCAGGACAAAGCGGUCUGCAGCAUUGUCAUCAUGGGCAAGGGGCAGACCUUUACUGCAGGGGCUGAUGUGAAAGAGUUCGGGACUGAGAAGGUUUUCUGGGAGCCUACUCUGCACUCUUUGGUUGAGGCCGUGUCCGCCUCAACUAAACCUGUGGUCACUGCAAUUCACGGAACCACGCUAGGGGGAGGUGUUGCACUAGCCUUGGCCUCACACUACCGGCUGGCAGACUCCUCAGCCAAGAUGGGACUACCGGAGGUACAGCUGGGGAUCCUGCCGACCUGCGGGGUAACACAGCGGCUGCCCCGCCUGGUGGGACUACAGACGGCCGUUAGGAUGGUCACUUCUGGUCAGACCCAGUCAGCACAACAGGCACUUACAGCUGGCUUGCUGGAUAAAGUAGUCACGGACGAUCUGCUGAAGAAGGCUGUUGGCUUCGCGAGGUCAGUAGAUGUCCGGGGGCUUGAGGCCAGACGGGUCAGCAGCUGGACAGUCCCCGGUGCGGACAGGGCAGAAGACGUGCUAGACGCCGCCAGGAAGACACUUGUGCGAAGGUCUCGUGGCGCCAUAGCUCCUCUAACAGCCCUUCAGGCGAUUCAGGCUUCCCUCCUACCGUUUGAGACUGGGAUGAAGCGUGAGGCUGAACUAGGACGGUACUUGUGGACAUCAUGGCAGGCUGCAGCGCUGAGGUACGCGUUCUUCGCAGAGAGGACAGUCAAACGCUGGCACAUUCCCAGGAACAAGAACGUUAACUAUAGGACGGCGGAGCCAAUGGACAUCAAAAGUGUAGGGGUGCUGGGUGCAGGUACCAUGGGUGUCGGCAUCACCAUCAGCCUACUUCAGGCAGGUUUGAAGGUUGUUCUGACUGAAGUCAACAAGGCACAAUUGGACAAAGCUGUCAGUCUUAUUCAACGCAGUCUUGAAGGGAAGUCAGGCGGUAAACCGCAGCCCAUGCAGCUGAGAGCGACCACAGACUACAGCCAGUUAAGGGAGGUUGAUCUGGUCAUUGAAGCCGUGUUUGAGGACCUCGCUCUAAAGAAGAAGGUGUUUCAGCAGCUCGACGCAGUGACAAACCCACGGACAAUCCUGGCUACCAACACGUCUGGACUGGACAUAGACCAGAUUGCAGCAGCCACACAGCGGCCAGACAAGGUGAUCGGGACUCACUUCUUCUCCCCUGCUCACGUGAUGCGUUUGCUGGAAAACAUCUAUGGGAGACACACGUCAGUGGAGACCAUCGCAACGGCCAUGCAGCUGGGUGCUACCAUUGGGAAGGUGGGGGUGCUGGUCGGGAACUGUCCAGGCUUUGUGGGGAACAGAAUGAAGGGUCUGAACUUCACAGAAGCCAUGUUUCUAUUGGAGGAAGGGGCGGAGCCACAGGACGUAGACAAGGCGCUGGAGGAGUUUGGUUUUGCGAUGGGCCCGUUCCGUGUGAGUGACCUGGCUGGAGGAGACGUACACUGGCGGAGACGGAUACAGGCCGGGCUGACUACCGAGCAUGGUCCGCCCCCGUACACACCCGUGCUUUAUCGGCAGGGCAACCGCUACUCUCCACUGGCAGACAUGUUGUGCAUGCAGGGGCGCUUCGGACAGAAAACGGGGGCGGGCUGGUACAGGUACAAGUCCGGCAGCCGUACAGCCCUUCCUGAUGCUGAAGUACAUCGGCUCAUCCACAAGCACCGUCAGGACCACGGCUUCCAGAGGAGAAACAUAUCCUCACAGGAGAUUGUAGAACGUUGCUUGUUCCCGCUCAUCAAUGAGGGUUUCCGCAUCCUGGAGGAAGGACUAGCUACUGGACCACAGGACAUAGAUGUCAUCUUCCUCCUCGGCUUUGGCUGGCCGAGACACACAGGAGGACCGAUGUACUACGCUGAUAAGGUUGUUGGUCUGGGGAACCUGCUACAAUCUCUGGAGAAGUACCGAGCCUACCAUCCCCGCAGUGCACACUGGGUACCCAGCAGCCUUCUGCGGAAGAUGGCUGCCCAGGGUACCAGUCUUUCAAUAUGGGCAGCAGGGAGUAGACUUUGAGACGGCAUGUUGGCUAAUAUUGAGCAAAUCGUAAUCUUUGUAAACACUAAAUAAGCAAAAUAACAUUUGUAAGGUAUUCUACAUCUCUACGUACAUACAAACCAGUAAAGACACAUGCUGCUCGAAA
Messenger RNA from Branchiostoma floridae (Florida lancelet), 2269 nucleotides. RefSeq names its product peroxisomal bifunctional enzyme-like. The coding region runs from base 1 to 2142 and encodes 713 amino acids. Gene Ontology annotation, molecular function: (3S)-3-hydroxyacyl-CoA dehydrogenase (NAD+) activity; NAD+ binding. NCBI's taxonomy places the organism in Eukaryota, Metazoa, Chordata, Leptocardii, Amphioxiformes, Branchiostomatidae. Gene Ontology annotation, cellular component: peroxisome. The transcript has 12 exons. The record is from RefSeq and is a predicted model, not a curated record. Gene Ontology annotation, biological process: fatty acid beta-oxidation.